This is a messenger RNA of Penicillium pulvis, 1011 nucleotides long. Its product is annotated as DUF3425 domain-containing protein. The record is from RefSeq and is a predicted model, not a curated record. The coding region runs from base 1 to 1011 and encodes 336 amino acids. The transcript is spliced from 2 exons. NCBI's taxonomy places the organism in Eukaryota, Fungi, Ascomycota, Eurotiomycetes, Eurotiales, Aspergillaceae.
AUGCCAGCUCCUCAGCAUGAUCCUGCUGACGUUACUGGAGAGCGCAUCCCACUUACCAAAUCGGAGAUAUCCUCGGCAGAUGACUGGCAUGGUCUGGCGGAUGCUAAGGAGCGCAGGAAAAGGCAAAACCGGUUAAAUCAACGACGGCACCGCGAAGAGGCCAGAAGAAGGAGACAUGCGAAUGCACAGUCAAACAGUCCUCAGUUCUUGUCUCCAUCCAUCACAGCUGGCCAAUCGCAUCAAGUAGAGCAAAACCUUAAGGGUCAUCAAGCUCCAAAUCAAAAGAUCACCGAACUUGAAGAUUUGGCAAUACUUGCUGCAGCCACUGUUCCCCAACCCAGUCCCCGAUCUUCGAGUGGAGACAGUCAAUCCUGCGCAGAACAAUUCUCGUCCGCCCCGCACAUGAUGAGACUCUGGUUCGCAAUGCCAUGGCCCCACAAGCGAAAGGCAUUAAUAGAGCAACUCGCCACAUACCACAAUAGCUAUGUCAUGAACUGUCCAUUAUCUAAUCAUCUGCUCACCCUGACAAAAAUGAACGUUCACCGCGCUUUCGUGUGCAAUAUGGUAACUUUGGGGAUUACCUGGGAAUGGAUGCAAGACGAUUCAAUAUCACCAUUUUACACGGUAGGGCCGGCAAAGGAGGCCUUACCGACACGGCCAACCCUGAUUCCAACACCUCUCCAGCGAAGGAGUGAGCACCACACCUGGAUUGAUUUGUUUCCUUGUCCUAUAAUGCGAGAUAACCUUGUGAGGGCAGGAAAUGAGUGGGACGAUGAAGACCUAUGCACAGAUAUCAUGGGCUUCUGGAAUGGAGGUUCGCCAGAUCCUCAGGGGCUGAUUGUCUGGGGUGAUCCUUCUGAUAUCGGGAAUUGGGAGCUUCAACCUGGGUUCGUGACGAAAUGGGGCUGGAUUGUUCGGGGUUGUAGUGAGAUUAUACGUUCUACGAAUCAAUGGAGGGCAAAGAGAGGCGAGAGGCCGUUGUUUGCUGCGUCGUUUCUUGCAUCUGCUUAA